Messenger RNA from Ostreococcus lucimarinus CCE9901, 702 nucleotides. RefSeq lists its product with no specific name. The record is from RefSeq and is a predicted model, not a curated record. Lineage: Eukaryota; Viridiplantae; Chlorophyta; Mamiellophyceae; Mamiellales; Bathycoccaceae. Gene Ontology annotation, biological process: tRNA nucleoside ribose methylation. Gene Ontology annotation, cellular component: cytosol. Bases 1 to 702 code for a protein of 233 amino acids. Gene Ontology annotation, molecular function: RNA binding. The transcript has a single exon.
AUGUUCGCGGCGGCGCGCGCGCGUCUCGCGGGCGAACCGGCGCGCGAGGGCGCGGCGAAGCGCGCGCGCGGCGCGCGGCGCGGCGAUAACCGACAUCGCGACCGCUGGGCGGCGUCGCUUCGCCGAGGCCCGCGAGGCGCGCUCGAGGACCCGCCGGGGACGCUUCGCGACGUGUGCGUGAUAUUCUGCUCGCCCAAGACGGCGUCGAACGUCGGGGCGAUGGCGAGGGCGUGCGCGGCGUUCGAGUGCUGCGAUUUUCGCGUGGCGACGCCGCUGUGCGACGUCGAGUGCCGCGCGUGCGUGAACGCGGCGAAGGGGGCGCAGUGGUUGGUGCCGCGCGCGGCGGACGCGCACGCGAGCCUGGAGGACGCGCUGCGCGGGACGGUGGGAACGGUGGUCGGAUUUCAUCCGUGGAGGCUCGACGACGCGGAGGCGGAGGCGUCGCGCGCGCGAUUCGACGAUUUGGCGGCGCUGACGGCGGCGUAUCCGGGAGGAGGCGAAGACGGAGGGAAAUUGGCGUUGGUGUUCGGGAACGAGGCGGAUGGGUUGUCGGAGCGAGAGCUGGCGCUGUGCGACGCGCUGUGCAGCAUACCGAUGGGACGCUUGAUCGAGUCGUUGAGCGUCACGCACGCGGCGGUGAUCGCGUUGUCGCGAUUUUUCGAGGCGCGAGAGGCGAGCGCGGAGGCGCGUCGGCGGUUCUAA